Gadus morhua (Atlantic cod) is the source of this 2481-nucleotide messenger RNA. Its product is annotated as kelch repeat and BTB domain-containing protein 11-like. NCBI's taxonomy places the organism in Eukaryota, Metazoa, Chordata, Actinopteri, Gadiformes, Gadidae. The coding region runs from base 294 to 1547 and encodes 417 amino acids. The transcript has a single exon. Gene Ontology annotation, molecular function: protein binding. The record is from RefSeq and is a predicted model, not a curated record.
GAGAGAGAGAGAGAGAGAGAGGGGAGUAAGAGGAGGAGCAGCAGGAGGAGGGACUGUUCUCCUCCCAGGCUGUUGAUACAGCAGUGCAGCGGGCAGGAGGAGCAGGAGGAGCCAGGGGGGCGGGGUUCAGCCCAGUCCGACCCGGGAGAGUCUGCGUGUGUAGCGGGAGAUGGAACCGCGCGUGGACCGCGUCAGAGCGAACAGAGUCCGGCGGGGAGCGUGAGGCGUUGAAGGGAGGGAGGACCGGGGCGUAUCGGUCACACUCUGGGCUCGUUCUGCUCCCUGAAGCACGCAUGUUGGUGAGCAGCGACCGGGUCCCGGGGGGGACUCUCCCCGCCCCGCAGAACCCCGCAGAACUGGACGAGCUGUCGCCCCUUACGUCGGAGAACUGCUACGAGCGACUGUCUCUGGCCAAGAGGCAGGGCCUGUUGGACCUGAAGGAGCGCUGCUACGCCUUCAUGAGCGACCACUUCCUGGCGGUGCUGCGGACCCCCGCGGUGUACGGGCGCCUCACGGCGGGGGAGCGGGAGCGCGUGCUGGCGCGGCGCCUGGGCGGCAAGAGGCUGCUGGCCGUGGCGGAGGUCGACGAGGCGCAAGACCGGGUGCUGGGGGGCGGCAGCAGACCCCCCAGCCGGGACAGCAGCCGACCCCAGAGCCCCCUGGACCCCCAGAGCCCCCUGGAGCCCCAGAGCCCCCCGGGGUCGAGCCCGUCCCCGGAGGACCCGCCGCAACACCGACGUCACAUUUUCUGCUACGAGGAGCAGACAAAGGAGUGGCGCGCGCUGACCGCGCUGCCGGAGCAGGUGAGCACGCGCGGCGCGGGCAUGUGCACGCUCUACAACUACCUGUUCGUGGCGGGGGGGCUGGUCAGGGGGGGCGGCGGCAGCAGGGCGUCGGACCGCGUCUUCUGCUACAACCCGCUGACAGACGCCUGGAGUGAGGCACGCCCCCUGGCGCAGGCGCGCGCUCAGCUUAAGCUCGUAGCCGUGGACGGCCACCUGUUCGCGGUGGGCGGAGAGUGCCUGUUCACGGUGGAGCGCUACGAUCCGCGCGUGGACCGCUGGACCCCCGUGGCGGCGCUGCCCAGAGGCGCGUUCGCGGUGGCGCACGAGGCGACGGCGUGCGGGGGGGACCUGUUCGUGUCCGGCGGCUCGCUCUUCUACCGCCUGCUGCGCCUCGACGCGCGGCGCGGUGAGUGGGAGGAGUGCGCCUUCAACGACAGCCGGAAGAAGUCAACGGACAUGGUGGCGCACGGGAGCUCAAUCUACCGCUUCGACGUAAACCGCGCGCACGGCAGCGUGAACGUUUGCAAGUACAACACGGUGGUGAGGGCGUGGCAUGACGGCGCGUCCCAUGCGCUCGAAGCCGCGCAGCCGUUCCGCUGCGCCGUGCUGGGGGACCGCAUCUUCUGCGUCAACAGGUCCCACGUGCUGCAGUUCGAGGUGGGCGGGGGCCGGGAGCGCUUCCUCCCGGAGGUCCUCGAGACCCCGGCCGGAGCCCGCGGGGCGCUGGUCCCCUUCGUCCUCUCUCUCGGCCAAUCAGACUGAACCGCCACGCAGCACCGAUAGAACCGACUAUAAAACACCGAACUCGGUCCAGUAGGACUGAUUCACUGGUCUGUAGGUCUCAAUGCUUAAUAGGGAACUUUAUAACUGUUCCUUGACUUGAGUACGCAUGCUCAGUCAAUGGGCGAAGGGAAUCUUCCACAGUGCCGUGUAGCAAGGCACUGCUGCACUAUGACCCUCCAUGACGUCUAGACUGUUUGACUUUAUGAAUGUUUCUGCUGCUUCGUGUUCUCUGGAGUACGACUUCUCUGGUGCAGUCCCUGUAACACUAAUCCCCCUAUCAAUAACCCCCUACCCCCAUAUCAGUUACCCCCCUAUCACUCACCUCCCCUAUUACUAAUCUCCCUAUCACUAACACCCUACCCCUAACCCCCAUAUCAGUACACUAACCCCCCCUACCCUUAACCCCCCUAUAACUAACCCCCCUAACCUUAACCACAAUAUCACUAACCCCCCAUCAUACGUAACACAAACCCCAUUCGUCGUGUUGUCGACUUCGGUUUUUUUGGCGGGAUGCUACACGCUAACCACGAGCCAAGCCUGUGCUUGCUAGCUAACAUUAUCUUAGAAGUGGUAACGGUUUGGUUCCUUUGGUUCAGAUCAGCGUGUCCUGAUCACCUUCUUUAGCGCAUCCUGGGAAAUACGCACCAGAAAAGUCCUGCUCCUGUUAAUGUGGCCGAACACGAAAAGUGGCGGGUUCUAACACAGCUCCGCCCUCUCUCUCUUCCGAGGUUCCCUAUUGGUCGAUUAUGACCAAUAGCGUUCCUGUUUGUUUGAAUGUCUAAACUUCUUAUCUUUCUACGACUAACGUGCCAACUCUUCUACUCUUCUUCAGCGAGGCCUUUGAGCGAGGGAAUGUCAUUUAGCGUUCGCCAAUGUAGCCUGGAAAUAAAAAAAACCCUUUACUGGAAACAUC